AUGUCACUUAAGUCACUUAAAUUGGAAAAAUUGAAUUAUUUAGCAGAACAAAUGGAAUACUUAUAUAUGAUACGAACGUUGAAUAUACGUAGCUACUUGGUUCUCUCAUUAAUUGCACCUAGUGUGCUGAUAUUGGUGUAUUUUUUUAAAUGUCAUUGGGAUAAUGUUUCACCUAUGACCGCAAAAUUACUUUUAGUUGCUUAUCUAUUUGGUUGUAUAGGAAUUUCUAUCGCAUACACAAUUUUCACAAUUAAUGAAUUAAGGGGAAUACCAUUUGGAUGUCCAGAUAGUUACCAUUAUGCGUUACCACAAGUUCAAACAGCAUGUCAAGCACGUGCAGCAAAUUUUGUAUCAAUGUGGGCUUUCGUGUUCUUCUUAAUAUUGAAUGUCAUAUUAUUAGUAUUUGGAAUGGGUCCAUUAGAAAGUGAAUUAUUCGCUGAUAUUGGUAAGCGAAAACUACCAAAGUCUGACACUUCCACACAGCCUCGUGACAGUGGUAGUGAACCAUUUAGUCAGAUCGAAUCAGGGCAACAACAACAACAGAAAGACGAAAAAGAAUGA
Molecule: messenger RNA, 561 nt
Organism: Rhizophagus irregularis DAOM 181602=DAOM 197198
Lineage: Eukaryota; Fungi; Glomeromycota; Glomeromycetes; Glomerales; Glomeraceae
Source: RefSeq, a predicted model, not a curated record